Molecule: messenger RNA, 1697 nt
Organism: Gopherus evgoodei (Goodes thornscrub tortoise)
Lineage: Eukaryota; Metazoa; Chordata; Testudines; Testudinidae
Product: zinc finger protein 300-like
Exons: 4
Coding region: 323-1339 (338 amino acids)
Source: RefSeq, a predicted model, not a curated record
GAGAAGGUGUCCUUCCCUGCAGAGUUUCCUGUUUCCAAACCUGAUGUGAUCUCCCAGCUGGAACGAGGGGAGGAGCCGUGGGUCCUGGAUCUCCAGGGCUCUGAGGAAGGAGAGAUCCUGAGAGGCGCCUGUAUGGCAGGUGCUGGGAUGAGUGAGAACGAGGAGCUGAAUCCUCAGCAGGAAGAUGCUGAGCAAGUGAAAGCACAUGGGGGAUUAUCACAAGGAUUGCAAGGGAAUGUGUCCAGGCAUCGUGUGAAGGGGAAAGCCUGUGAGAGCCAGCACAGGCCAGAGAGGCAGCAGGGAAACCAGCUAGGCGAGAAAUAUGGUAAAUCCAUUAAUUGUCAGGAGACUCUCACAGAUCCUCAAGGAAAUCACAGCCCAGCAGAGAACACCCACAGGAGAGAGAAAAAACACAUGCACCGAGUGUGGGAAACACGUCAGUAGCCGCUCAGACCUUAUAAAACAUGAGCGAAUCCACACAGGAGAGAGGCCCUAUGGAUGCGGGGUCUGCGGGAAAACCUUCAGCCAGAGCUCCCACCUUGUUCGGCAUCAGAGGAUCCACUCAGGGGAGAGACCCCAUGAGUGCGGCAAGUGUGGGAAACUGUUCACGCUGAGCUCCGCCCUCACUAGACACCAGAGGAUCCACACGGGAGAGCGACCCUAUACAUGCUGUGAGUGCGGGAAACAGUUCACUCGGAGUUCAGGUCUUCUAAUACAUCAGAGGAUCCACACAGGAGAGAGGCCCUAUGAGUGCUGUGAGUGCGGGAAAAGUUUCACUGUCAACUCAGACCUAAUUAAUCAUCAGAGCAUCCACACAGGAGAGAGGCCUCAUGAAUGCUGUGAGUGCGGGAAAAGCUUCACUCAGAGCUCAGCCCUUAUUAGACAUCGGAGGAUCCACACGAGGGAGCGACCGUAUAAAUGUUGUGAGUGCAGGAAAAGCUUCAACGUCAAGUCAGAUCUUAUUGGACAUCGGAGAAUCCACACGGGAAAGAUCCCCUAUAAAUGCUCUGAGUGUGGGAAAACUUUCACUCAGCGGUCAGCCCUGAUUACGCAUCAGAGGAUCCACACAGGAGAGCGGCCCUAUGAAUGCCGUGAAUGCAGGAAAAAAUUCACUGUCAAAUCAGACCUUAAUAGACAUCAGAGGGUCCACACGGGAGAGCGCCCCUAUGAAUGCUCUGAGUGCGGGAAACAGUUCAGUCAGAAAUCAAACCGUAGCGCACAUCAGACAAGCCACACAAGAGAAAUACCUUAUCAGUGCUGUGAGUGCGGGAAAAGCUUCAGCGUGAGCUCAGCCCUUAUAAUACAUCAGAAAAUUCACACAGGAGAGAGACCCUAUUGAUGCUCGGUGUGCAGGAAAAGUUUCAUCCGCAGCUCACACCUGAAUAGACAUCAGAGUCUCCACUGGAGAGAGCGACAGCAUCAAAACUUUGUGUAGAGCAGAGAAAAGAUUAUUUUUUAAAAUACGUUUGCUAAUUCCCACACAGUGACCUUUUGGUUUGUUGGCACCGUUUGUGUCACCCUGUUCUCUCAUGUAAGUUGCCCACUUUUGCCUUUUUGCAGGUUGGCCUUCUCUGGGGUGAAUUACUUAAGGAGACAAGUUGCGUAACCUUUUACCCAAUUAGACUGAAUGGAUCAUUGACUUCCCCACUUCUCUGCAAAGUGAAGAGGUAUGACGUCUGCCAGGAGAGGCCCACGGU